CGCUGCAGCCCAGGAAAAGAGAGACGCUUGCGUUUCUUCUCACUAAAUACUGCACAAACAUCACGAGCGAGAGAAGAUCCAUUUUAUCUCUGGAGCCUCUGAGCAAAGUUGCAGUAGAAUGUAUGUGCUGUGUGGUCAUACUUGUAAAUCCUGUGAGCCGGAACUUCUUUGUUGGCAAACAACCAUGCAUCUGCACUCUUUCAAAGCACUAUCUCGCUGCUGAGAAACUCACCUCGGAAAGAUAUGAAAUCUGGCAAAGGGCCAGUAUGUGAGCUGAAGUCAAUGAGGAACUGGGCAACCCUUUGUGUGUUUUUGGCGGUGGCGCUCCUUUUGUAUCAUGACCCGUCUCUACUACUCUGGUGGCCUCAGAAACCUGCCGAGAAAACUAAGACUGCUGGUUUACCUCUGGACAUGGCGACAGAUUGCAUCGAUGACAUGUACGAUGGUUGCAAGUCUGAAGCAGCCUCUGUGAUCGACAUGUUCGGCGUGUCUGAGUGGCACUUCAACCGAAACUUCAGCAUUGCCUGGGCUUCAGCUGAAGGUGGUGCAAAGAAACCUGUGCACCAGCACCUGAAAGAAGAGCAUGCUACAGUCAUCUACAUGUACACAAAGGUGAAGAACAUCCAACAAGACUUCGACCAAGCAGUGAAAACAGGGAAACGCAACUACAGCACAUACAGAUUUAAGUUCCACUAUUUCUACUUCCACCUGACUGAUGCCAUUCAAGUUCUGCGUCACAAGCAAACAUCGUGCGGAACCACCUUUCACAGGACAUGGAAACACUUUGACCGCAACUUAAUCAACACAAACAUGCGUUUUGGUGCUUUCACCUGGGUGGCUUCAAGCAAGCGGUCGUUUGAUUUUAAUGGCAAUGUGUCUUGUUUUGAGAUCUACUCAUGCUUUGGUGCCGAUAUAACGUAUUACUCUGCAACAAAACAAAUGGGACAGGUGCUGAUUCCUCCCUAUGAGGUCUUCAAAAUCACUGAUGUCCUGACAAACGACCCAUGGUGCAGUGUGGUUUACAAGCUACAGAGCACCAAAGUACCAAGGAGAGAUUUAAAUUGCAAAUUGAAUCAAAGGCAAAUAAACACAUAUUUUGGAGCUUUUUUAACACACUGGCAUGCAAGCGGUGUUGUGAUGAUGUCAGUAUGCUUACUGCUGUUGGUCAUCAUUUCUUUGGUCCUUGUGAAACGCAGGCAGAAGCGUUUUGUGGCUGCAGUGCUUGGAGCUCUGCUGGUGCUGAUGGUAAUUCUGGGGAUAUACAGAGUUAGCCAUUAUUAAAGAGGGGUGCUGUUGUGGACACUUUGUUAUUGAGAGAAUUCUUAAUAUGUUUUUAAAAAGUUAGGAGGAAAUAAAAAUCUUCCCUUCAUUAGCUCAGUUGGCAGAGGCCACACUGUUCACAAUAAACAGCUCACUCGUUGAUUAUGAGGUAAGUUCUUGUUUACACCCAAAACAAAAAGUAUGUUUACCUUAUUAUUGAUAUGCAUCUAAGAAAAGAGGUCAAAGAAUUGUGUAUAAAUUACUUUAAAAAAAAAAAAUUGGUUUCACAUUUUGGGAAAGCAAUUUGUAGGGUUAUAUAAAUAUAGAGGAAAAAAAAAAGACAAAAGUAAGGAAAAGAUAGUAAGAAAAGAGUAAGAACAAAUGGGGAAUGAAAGGAGGAGAUUUGAAAUAAGCCAAAACUCAGAAACUACUUUCAAAUCUAGAUUACAACACAAAACCUUAUAUCAUCUACAGAGAGGGCAGAGAUCCUUCCGUGCUUAGUUAAGAACAGGUACCUUGAUGCUGGCAAUUAAGGUACAGGCAGACACAAAGGUCUUCCUGAAGAUCAGCAUUUAUGUGUUUUUGUGAUCAUGGGGAUUUUAAAGAUAACUUAUUUUUUUGUUGAAUUGCUUCAUGUACAGUGACUUGUGGAAUAUUUUUUUUGAAAAAAAAAAAUAAUCACUCGAGGAACUAAUUUGCAUUGGUUGCCUGAAUGAGCCCAAUAUGUUGAGUUGGCUCUUUUUAUUUUUGUGAAAGAUAAACAGAGCAGUUUUGAUGAACACAUCGCACAGUAUAGACUCUCUACAUGUAUUUGUAUGCUUUAUUGUUUAUCCUGUGUCUUCAUGUCUCGCGAUGCCUGUGUAAUAUAUAGUCCUGCUGUCCCUUCACCAUGUGUAGCCUACUGCUAUACAUGCACUACAAAUAAAGAAAGUGUUUCAACAAUGGUCAUUUUACAGUUACUGACAUGGAAUUUAAACACUCUCAAAGCUGGGUAACAUUGGAGAAACCAGCAAAAGU
Anarrhichthys ocellatus (wolf-eel) is the source of this 2277-nucleotide messenger RNA. Its product is annotated as ecto-ADP-ribosyltransferase 4-like. The record is from RefSeq and is a predicted model, not a curated record. The coding region runs from base 244 to 1281 and encodes 345 amino acids. The transcript is spliced from 3 exons. Lineage: Eukaryota; Metazoa; Chordata; Actinopteri; Perciformes; Anarhichadidae. Gene Ontology annotation, molecular function: NAD+ poly-ADP-ribosyltransferase activity; NAD+-protein-arginine ADP-ribosyltransferase activity.